Molecule: messenger RNA, 1989 nt
Organism: Drosophila rhopaloa
Lineage: Eukaryota; Metazoa; Arthropoda; Insecta; Diptera; Drosophilidae
Gene: Vps4
Product: vacuolar protein sorting-associated protein 4
Exons: 5
Coding region: 164-1492 (442 amino acids)
Biological process (GO): endosomal transport; vacuole organization
Molecular function (GO): ATP binding; ATP hydrolysis activity
Source: RefSeq, a predicted model, not a curated record
GCGGCCACACUGGCAAAUAAAAAAAAACAAGACGUCGUCAUUCGCGUUGGAAUUCCAACAAAAUAGUUAAGUUUUCCUUUUGUUUAACAACCGUCGAACAGCCAACGAGUAAGCCAGCGACGACUGCCUGGAUUUCGGAGCAAGUCAGCCAGCAUAAAGCAACAUGGCAGCCGGAACCACACUACAGAAGGCCAUCGAUCUGGUGACCAAGGCCACCGAGGAGGACAGAAAUAAGAACUACGCGGAGGCAUUGCGUCUUUAUGAACACGGAGUGGAGUACUUCCUGCACACCAUCAAAUAUGAGGCGCAGGGCGAGAAGGCCAAGGACUCGAUACGGGCCAAGUGCCUGCAGUAUUUGGACCGGGCCGAGAAGCUCAAGGAGUACUUGAAGAAGGGCAAGAAGAAACCGAUCAAGGAGGGCGGCGAGUCGAGCGCCAAGGACGACAAGGACAAGAAGAGCGACAGCGAUGAUGAGGACGGCGACGAUCCCGAGAAGAAGAAGCUGCAGAGCAAGCUGGAGGAUGCCAUUGUCAUAGAGAAGCCGAAGGUGCAAUGGUCCGAUGUCGCCGGCCUAGAUGCCGCCAAGGAGGCGCUGAAGGAGGCCGUUAUCCUGCCGAUUAAAUUCCCGCAGCUGUUCACCGGCAAGCGUAUACCGUGGAAGGGCAUCCUUCUGUUCGGACCGCCCGGUACUGGUAAAUCGUAUCUGGCCAAGGCCGUCGCCACGGAAGCCAAUCGCUCCACAUUCUUCUCGGUGUCCAGCUCCGAUCUGAUGUCCAAGUGGCUUGGCGAGUCUGAAAAGUUGGUCAAGAAUCUCUUCGAGCUGGCCCGCCAGCACAAGCCCUCGAUUAUCUUCAUCGACGAAAUCGAUUCAAUGUGCUCGGCGAGAUCGGACAACGAGAACGACAGCGUCCGGCGCAUCAAGACCGAGUUUCUGGUGCAAAUGCAGGGCGUCGGCAAUGACACCGAUGGCAUCCUCGUUCUUGGAGCCACCAACAUACCCUGGGUCCUCGACUCGGCCAUCCGUCGGCGAUUCGAGAAGCGCAUCUACAUUCCGCUGCCGGAGGCGCACGCCCGUCUAAUCAUGUUCAAGAUCCAUCUGGGCAACACCACGCACGUGCUCACCGAGCAGGAUCUCAAGGAGUUGGCCGGCAAAACCGAGGGCUACUCUGGCGCGGAUAUAUCGAUCGUGGUGCGCGAUGCCCUCAUGGAGCCUGUGCGCAAGGUGCAGACCGCCACACAUUUCAAGCGGGUAUCAGGUCCGAGUCCCACUAACAAGGAUGAGAUUGUCGACGAUUUGCUGGUUCCGUGCUCACCGGGCGACCAGGGCGCCGUCGAGAUGAACUGGAUGGAUGUGCCCAGCGACAAGCUCUUCGAACCGCCUGUGACCAUGCGCGACAUGCUGAAGUCCUUGUCCCGCACGAAACCCACUGUCAACGAGGACGAUCUGACAAAGCUGCGCAAAUUCACAGAGGACUUCGGCCAGGAAGGCUAGACACACGAUCCCCGCCAGAAACCGUCAGCACCACCAGCUAAUUCUAAUUGUUGCCUAUUGCAUAAAUUCAAACACGUUUUACUUCUGGCUCUCCUUAAACAUUUUUUUUUAUUUUAUAUAUAUAAUAUGUAUACAUACGAUAUAUGGUUAAAUUGUAAUUCAAAUGCGUCGUGCGAUUGCUAAGGAGACAACGGAGAUGCAGUGAGCAGUGAGAAGAGGUUGGGAUUGUUGUAAUCACAAAGUCAAUGUAUUUUUGUACUCUUAAUGUUAAGUGAUAGAAGAAACCCGAAAUCCAAACCGAAUGCAAUAUGUGUGUCCGCCGUUGCGCUUGCGCAACGUAUUUGCCACUCGGACUUGCCACGGACACCUAACCAGAUCGCAUCAAGAGGAGGAGAAGGACGGAGGAGUAGCAAGUGGAGGAGUUUUAGCGCAGCCGAGCAAACCUAUUUAAAAUGUAACGUACCAGAAAUAAAAGCGAAAAUUGUAUACAAUACCGA